This is a messenger RNA of Trypanosoma cruzi, 1482 nucleotides long. RefSeq lists its product as uncharacterized. Gene Ontology annotation, molecular function: phospholipid binding; protein binding. The record is from RefSeq and is a predicted model, not a curated record. Gene Ontology annotation, biological process: maintenance of protein location in cell cortex. The coding region runs from base 1 to 1482 and encodes 493 amino acids. Gene Ontology annotation, cellular component: cell cortex. The transcript has a single exon. Lineage: Eukaryota; Euglenozoa; Kinetoplastea; Trypanosomatida; Trypanosomatidae.
AUGGACUCGAUCCAUGAGGCGCAUUUAGAGAGGAUUCUGGAGAAUCGUCGCCGACGUGGAGGAAACGCCAACUACAAUAAUCGACGCGGCUCCUCUACGGCGACGCAGACUCAGCAGUGGGAUGCUAUAAAAAACGUUGAAACGCCAACACUGAUAAAGUAUGAAUUGAGUCCCACUCCGCGAGGUGUGCCGGGCCACAGCACAGCGGAUGAAGCAGGACAGUGUGAAAAUGUCGCACGGGCGACUCGAGACGAAGCGGAUUCGGGGCUCGGUGUUUGUAUAGAAAAAAGAGAGAAUAAGCACUACAAGCGGGAACGACUCAUUGCGAAUAGCAGUGGCUCUGAACAUGACACCGGUUCUUUCAAGUACAGCUCCUCGCCACGCUUUGGGGAUCGUGAUAACAGCAACCGUGGAAGAUGUCGUUUCCGGGGCAACGAAAACUUGCAGCUUAGAUGGCGCCCGUUGGGGAAUUUCUCUUCUUUCUUUGUAGAAAAGAAUGUUGAAUUUGGGCGUCGCAAUGGUUUCGCCUCCGCCAGGUCUCCUUCUCGAACCGUGCCGUUGCUGACGUAUGGCUCAUCCGACUCUCCCACUUUACGGUGGCGAGGAGUUAGCUCACGUAGGGGGAGGACAGUGUCGCCCCAUGCCCUUUCGACAUGGCAUGUUGGGGCACAAUUAUUUCAACGCCAGGAUGGGCUUCGUGCUGGCGGUUUAGGCAAUGACAGGAGAAGCAACUGCAGGGGUGGAAAUGGGGAGAACCGAAGUUACGGGCGUCAUGACAGUUCACCGAAAAUUUACAUGGAUAGCCCAAGGGGUGUGAAGCAAAGGUCUAAUCAACGACGGCAUUCAACUGAGGCAGCCAAAAUUCCUUUUGGCCCUCCAGAUGAACGUAACUGGCAGGCGGCCGGAUCGGUGAUAUACACGGGAAAUGCUGCUAAAGAGGAAGGGAGUCCUUUUGUUUCUUCGCGACAGCGUCGGCGACCUCCUGGUUCACCGCUUCCUCAAGGGGCUCCAAUUUCCAUGGCAGAUCGAAACAGUAUGACUGACCCAAACAACGACGUCGUUGGUUUGUCUAGUACUCGGACCACGAUAGAUAUUCGUACCAGUGUGUCGAUCUUGGCAGCUGGUGACUGGUUCUACAAGUGGAACGGCAAUGGCACAUCCGUGUCCCCACGGUGGGUGUGGGUGGAUUCGCAGAGUCAUCUCUUGCUGUGGGCGCACAAAGAAACCCACGAGAGCACCUUUGCUGGAGCCAUUAAACUAGAGAAGAUUCUCCAAGUGGUUUUUCGUGAGCUGGAACGUCGGAACGCUGAAGGCGUCCCGCUGACCUACUACGUUCUCCUUGUGGAAACGAGUAGGCGUAUCCUGCAGUUGGCCACCGAAAGGCGCAUGAAAGCGGAUACUUGGUAUGAGGCUCUGAACAAUGUCAUGUCGUAUCUCCGAUCUCGCAAAUUUGGUGCUUCCUUCACUUCUCCCAUAUCGUGA